AUGGGGGAUAGAUUUGAUGGAGCCCUCGCUGGAGGUGGAAGAAGCCUCAUGCCAGAAGUUGGCGUCGUGGAUGCUGUACAACAGCUUGCAUUGAACGAAACUUUGGUGACCGCAGACGAGUCUGGUAACCUUGUCAUUUUCCGUGCGAUUCAGAAUCCUUACCAUGGAGGGUUUAUGGUGACGCAAGAGUGUGGAGUGACGAAUCGGGAUGCAAUGACGAAUGCCAUCAAGCUCUCUCAAAUGACCUCAAUGCUCAAUGACAACGACAGAUGCGCAAAGUAUGCGAAGGCAUUGUCUCGCGCUUUGCAAAAGCGGCCUGAGAGUAGGGUUUUAGACAUCGGGACUGGGACUGGAUUGCUAGCGAUGUUAGCAGCUCGUGCUGGUGCGAAACAUGUGGCUGCAUCACCGCAGCUUGAGCGCGCUGUACUCUGA
Messenger RNA from Chondrus crispus (carragheen), 432 nucleotides. RefSeq names its product arginine N-methyltransferase, putative. Gene Ontology annotation, molecular function: protein-arginine omega-N monomethyltransferase activity. Lineage: Eukaryota; Rhodophyta; Florideophyceae; Gigartinales; Gigartinaceae. Gene Ontology annotation, biological process: peptidyl-arginine methylation. The coding region runs from base 1 to 432 and encodes 143 amino acids. The transcript has a single exon. The record is from RefSeq and is a predicted model, not a curated record.